CCUUUUUAGGCUUGGAGCCCUUCAAGUCGCCAGUGGGUACUGGGUAGAUCCGGGGCUGAGCUACACGGUUGAUGGACUACACUUGGCAACAUCGAGACGGUGAAAACAAAAGUGCAGACUAACUACUAAUGACUACAACUUGAAUCUGCAACACAAGAUUGUGAAAGAAUCAUUCACGCCGUCCAGUUGACAUCUUUUUCUGUCUGCUAUGGCUUUUGCCAGGAAUAAAAAUGGCAGGGGUAAUUCAAAGCAUCAUAUUUAUGAAUCAGUAAAAAAAGGACUUGAUACUCUGCUGAAGUCAUUUCGUGAUGAUGACUCUUCUACAGAGUAUACAUUUUCAUCUACUCUUUCCACUGAAGAACGAGCAUAUAUCCAUGCUUGUGCACCUACAAUGGGAAUGAUAUCGAGAAGUCAAGGGAAAGGAAGUGAGAGGAAAUUAACUGUAAAAAAAAUAGCAAUUUUUGCAAAAAACCAAAUUUCCAAAUUGAACAUUCAUCCCAAUACAGUUGCAAGGGCAACCCAACUACUCCAAGAGUUUCCCUUGACUGCAGAAGAACUGCUAGAUGUACUGCCACUCGAAAACCAAGCCACUAGGUGCACCACUGAUAAACAAACCCAUGCAGAUUGCAUAAAAUAUCAUAUGCCGAUCAUUCCACAACCUUUGAAAGCCUCUGCUUUGAUCGCUGAGCGAAAAUCCCUUCCUACUUGGAGUCACCGUGAAGAAAUCCUGAAUAUGAUAUCGAAAAAUAAGGUGGUUAUGAUUACUGGUGACACGGGAUCAGGAAAAACGACACAAGUUCCUCAGUAUCUGUUGGAGCUCUUUUCGGAAAGAAACGAGCCGGUUCGUAUAAUAUGCACACAGCCACGACGAAUUGCUGCAAUCUCGGUCGCUGAGCGAGUUGCCAACGAACGUGGAGAGCAGUUGGGAGGGACAGUGGGCUACCAGAUCCGGCUUGAAAGUCGGAUGUCAUCUAAAACUGCACUGAUGUUUUGCACCACCGGAAUUCUCCUCCGGACACUGAUGUACCAAGAAGGCAAUCUGGAAAGAGUUACCCAUUUGAUUAUUGAUGAAGUGCAUGAAAGAGAUCGCUUCGUCGAUUUCCUGCUUGGAGUACUAAAAUCGCGGCUCCCCAGGCUGCCAAAUUUACGGCUUAUUCUAAUGUCGGCGGCUUUAGACAUAAGCGUCUUCUCCAACUACUUUAGCAGUUGUCCAGUUAUGCAUGUACAAGGGAAAUGUUUUCCUGUUACCGAGUACUUUCUGGAAGAUGUUUUAGAGCUGACUGAUCAUCUCGGCCAUUCGUCGCCAUUGGAAAUCGGAGUGUGGGAAGAAAGCGAAAUAAAAAGUACAGAAACAAAAAUAGUUGGAAUAUCCCGUGAAGGGCAAGCGCCGCGAACUUCCAAGCUGGAGAAGAACAAUCCAUGUGUUCUGGAUUCGGGUGCCCGAUUGACAUUUGACUGCUGGAUACAGGAAGCUUUUAUAAUAGAAAAUGCCGAUGCAAUGGAAAAGCUCUGCAAGGCAGUGAUGCGUACACAUUUGCCUGUGAAUUAUCGCCAUUCUCAAACGCGGCUUUCUCCACUCAUGGUUGCCGCCGCCCGAGGACGUCUAGAUUUGGUGAACAGCUUUUUACAGUUUGGCGCUGAUCCAGCCCAAACAGCUGGGCAAUGGACAGCAGCCAAAUUAGCGCGUUCGAUGCACCAUCAUACCGUGGCCGAUUUUUUGGAAAAAUACCAAUCAGAAAAAGCGGAAAGUUUGCUACGAAUCUACAAGGAUCGCCAUGAUGAGGAAGCUGUCAAUGUCGAUCUAGUGUUGGAUGUGCUCCAUCUGAUAGAACAGCAGAGCUCCGAAGGGGCAGUACUAAUCUUUCUUCCCGGAUAUGAGGAGAUCAUGAAUAUUCGUGAUCGUAUCAUGUACAAUGAUUCUCGGUUCGCUGCAUCGGGAAAGUUCGAGGUUUAUACUCUGCAUUCGAGUAUGCAAUCUGGCGAUCAACGAAGAGUCUUCUUUCGCCCACCCAGUGGAAAACGCAAAAUUGUUCUAUCUACGAACCUCGCUGAAACGAGCAUCACAAUUGAUGAUAUUGUAUUUGUUAUCGAUACCGGCAAAGUCAAAGUCAAAUCUUUUGAUGCGGUUACUGGUGUGUCGGCAUUAAAAGCCGAAUGGGUUCCACAGGCUUCGGCCAUCCAACGCAAAGGAAGGGCAGGUCGUUGCAGAGAAGGAAUUUGCUAUCAUCUCUACUCCCGUCAACGCUAUGAAUUAUUUGAGAAAUACCAGAUACCCGAAAUUUUUCGAGUUCCACUCGAAGAACUAUGUCUCCAAUCUAAAAAUUUGGCACCUACCGGUUUUUCCAUUGCUGAGUUUAUUGGCCAAGUUCCAGAAGCUCCCAAAUUGCACGUAAUUCAGCGAGCCGUCAAGAUGUUACAAUGGAUGGAUGCUUUGGAUCCUUGGGAGAAUGUAACCGACCUCGGACGAUUAUUGCUGGAGUUACCAGUUGAACCUAGAGCUGGCAAAAUGCUGCUUACUGCUACGGUGCUUCAUUGUUUGGAUCCUGUUCUGACGAUCGUCUGCUGCCUCAGCCACCGAGAUCCUUUUCUCUUGCCAGCUGAUCCCAACGAGAAAAAAGUAGCUGCAGCUCGUAAGCUUGAACUAGCUGCUGGAACUCUCAGCGACCACAUGGCCAUGCUUCGGGCUUUUAAUUUGUGGUUGGGUGCCCGCGGUUUCCCCCGGAAAGAACGAGACUUUUGUCAUCGUUACUUUUUGUCAUCGGCAACAAUGGAAAUUAUCCACCAGUUACGCAUCCAGAUCUUAGACCAGUUACGAAAAUCGGGUUUCGUUCGCAGUUUGCAAGAACUGAACAGAAACGCUUCUAGCUGGGUUGCAAUUAAAGCAUGCAUUCUCUCUGGUCUCUACCCUCAAGUGGCUCGGGCUUGUGGGUCUGGUAAGUUGACAACCCGUCGUGAACCCUCGGUGCGCUUGCAUAUGACAUCGGCUCUCUUGGGCGAAAAUGGCAACGCAUCUCAAAAAAAGGCCAUCAGCCAACUUCCAAGCAAGUGGAUGGUCUACGAAGAAAUAUCAAGAUAUGGUGGACUUGUGGCUUCUCUUCGUUGUGUUACUUUGGUUAAUACGGUAGCAUUGGCUAUAUUUGGCGGACAUUGUCGCUUGUCUAGCGAGAGUCUGAAAGACCCUGUUCUUUCGUCCGAAAGCGAAAAUGGGGAUGACGACGAUGAUGACUGGACGACUGACGACGCUUCUGAGGAAUCGGAGGACAUUGACGACGCCCUCUUGAAAGAAUUGAGUGAGGGCUUACACGACUUGGAGCUAGCGGAAAAGUUCAGUCAUUCACCUCUGCCGGAUGAAAGAAAUUUCAAACAAAAAAAGAAAAACAUCUCAAAGGCAAAAAGUGAAUUUCAUCUUGAUGAAUGGAUUUGUUUGAAGAUGGAAACUAACGCUGCUCACCAUUUGUUUGCAAUACGCCAAAAAUGGCAGGCCCUAUUUGCUCGUCGAAUGCGAGAUCCUAUUGGCGCUGAAUUGGAAGGUGACAAACAAGUAUUAGACGCACUCCUAAGCAUCCUUUCAAAAGAAGAAGAGGCAUCUGGUCUACCACCUUCUCCCGAAUUCCUAGGCAUCGCCGAAAUGCGACGUCUACACAAAUCCGAUGACUUCGGCAUCUAUCGCCAACCUAAUUCCCGACCUAAUAAUAUCAACCCGGUGUUGGAAUCUAAAAACAAUUAUAUGCCCAACCCUAGGCUCCAUUCAAUGCCAAACUCAUGGCGGAGCAACCAGCGUUCCACAAUUGUUUCAGAUGACAAUUUCGAUCAAAAUUCACGUCCUAAUUCGGCCCGCAACGCUAACGGGCCCUACCACAUGAAUCGAAUUGACCCGUUUCCUAAAGGCUUUAAAGGCAAGGAUCUUGGAAAUCUGAGAUACAAAACUGGCAAUGCAGAUAUGAAUUUCAUGACGCGUUCAUCAGUACCGCAAAGUGGAGGCAACCUCGCUAACCAAGAGCGUGGGCAGUGGUCGAGAAACGGCACAAAUCGAGCCACCCAUAUACAUGACAACGGCGCAUCAGCUUCUAAUAAAGAAUGGAGGAACGAAGUUGAUGUGGGAAACAAGAAUGGUUUCAACUCGAAAGCCAAGCCGAAAAAUCAGUUUACAGCCGGAUAUGGCAACGCAAAUCAAACGCCCAAUUUUCCUAGAGAUCGACUACCGCCGAGGCUGGAACGACGUGCUGGCAAAAUUCCAUCAGAAAGUCAAACGAACAAACAUCAGCCCGAUCAGAGCAAAAGGAUCGUUCCAAAGGAGAAUGCUCAAGGUUAUUUCCAGCGGCAAGCCAAAGAAAGAGGUACCGAUGUACUGAACCAGGAACCAAACGCGAACAUUCAGUUGUCGAAAAGGAGAAAAAGGCCACAGAAACGGAAAGAAACAAACGUUGCCCUCCCGCCCACCCCAUUUUAAAUUUUAAAUUGGUUAAUCGUCAUUUUAUCAUGUGGAGAAAAUUGAGAGGAAAGAAAGUGGGCACGAACGGGCCGAUAGAUUAAAAAAGAAAAAAAAAUCGAAAUUGAGAAGAUUUUUCGAAAAGGAAAAAUGUCCAAUAAAAUUUGUAACUUUCAGCAUCCCCCAUGGGUCUCUAUGAUAAAUUUAAAGGUUAUGGUCCAUACUGUUGUGGUCCCAUCUUUUAUGUCUGUCGUUCUUGCAUUCUUCGACUUGUAAUGUUUCUUGAUAUCGCCUUGGGCCUGGUUUUUAUGAAAUUUUGGAUGUGUAAUUCAGAAGUCAUCAGCGUUUGUUCCCUCUCCAGUAUAUUCCUGGUUCUGUACUGGUUCCGACUUGUCUGACGUGUGUGUUGUCACUAAUCUAGACGUAAUACAGAUUAAAUUCCUUUAUGAA
Messenger RNA from Daphnia magna, 4879 nucleotides. Its product is annotated as 3'-5' RNA helicase YTHDC2. NCBI's taxonomy places the organism in Eukaryota, Metazoa, Arthropoda, Branchiopoda, Diplostraca, Daphniidae. The record is from RefSeq and is a predicted model, not a curated record. Gene Ontology annotation, cellular component: intracellular anatomical structure. The coding region runs from base 209 to 4450 and encodes 1413 amino acids. The transcript is spliced from 16 exons. Gene Ontology annotation, molecular function: ATP binding; protein binding; RNA binding.